CACACACACACACACACACACACGUACACGUACACGUGUACACACCCACCCACCCAACCACACACGCACCAUAUAUUUAUAUAUAGUUCGACUCAACUCCGUUCUCUCUUGUGGUCACAUACACUUGUUCCUAACUCACAUCCCCGGUGCCGUGGCUUCCUUCAAAUAGUCUUGCUUCACGCGUCCUAUACUACGGGAUCUUUUUGAUGGCUCAAAUCAAAGUAUCCUGGAUAGUUAAUGGCAUAUUGGUCUGUCUGGUACUGUUCGUCCUCUUCCACCAGCAAACCGAUAAUCUGCCAGACGCCAACUCGUUCACAGAUUCGCCAACAAAAAGAAUGUCCCACUCCAGAUCAGCUAGCGGCGUUCCUAUUGCUGAUAUGCAUGGGGACGGUCGGUGGGAUUCCAUGCACGCCAAGCUCACACGCGACGCCGACGCAGGCAACACUAAGCCCUACGUAUUUGCCGGAGACAGUCUUAUACAAAGAUGGCGUGACUACGCGUCGUGGGAUCAGAGCUGGGAUUCUCAAACGGUUAACCUAGGCAUAGGCGGCGAUCGUACCGAACAUAUACUAUGGCGUCUGCAGAAUGGUGAACUAACCCCCACCAACCCCAAGGUGGUGGUAAUCAUGGCUGGUACAAACAACCACGGGGUGGAUGCCGAGGAUACGAUCAAAGGCAUCAAAGCCAUAGUCAACUACAUCCGCACAGAGAAGCCCUCGGCAAGGAUAGUGGUGAUGGCCCUGCUUCCUCGAGGUGAGCGCCCAAAUAGACUCAGGGACAAACAUCAGAUCAUCAAUGCCAAUUUGAAGGACACAUACGAAACCGAUCCCACGCACGCCGCGGCUGUAUAUGUGCUAGAUAUCGGGCAUGAAUUCCUGACACCCGAUGGUGGCGUACCCUAUAAUUUGAUGCCUGACUAUCUACACAUGAACGCUAAGGGCUAUGAUAUAUGGACAUACCACUUGCAGAACUUUCUAGUGCAUCUUAAGAAUACUGAGUAAUCAUUUUCGUUCUGAGACUGCUGCCACAUACGAGGAGACUGACUGAAGUCUCAUAACCGGCAAUGAGCGAUGGUGCAAGUCUAUUCAAGACCUCGCAAGACGGUAGAACGAAUUAUUACAGGGAGGCUAGUACCUAAAGAAAGGAACUCUCUCUAAUUAGUCACCACGUGUGAAAAUCAUAGGGAAUGACUCUGGGCUAUGCUAUAACACUAUGAAGGGGGCUUGAUAACCUCACAGCCGAGCCACUAUUGAAUUGUUUGAUGGUGAUAGUAUUAGAAGCCUGUAUGCAAAAUAACCCUUAUCGUAGACUUGCGCACUUUUGCAACACACAUGUUGGACGUAGCGCUGGUAUCGAUUCGGGUAAAAACACAAACGUAGGUCGUGCUAGAGAAGUUGAUUGUGGGAGUGCAUCGUACAUAGAGAAAGAACAAUGGUAAAAGGAAACGGUGUAAGGUGGCAGCAGCAAUCGCUCUCGGUGAUGAACGGAAUCGACUUGAGAGACCUUUGCUAUGGGUAUGAAAAAGGAUCCGUAUUAGUACUGGAGAAUGCUGGAAGUACUUUGCUUGGUUGUUCAAAAUCGUGUCGUUACCAUGGAUGAGUGGAUACGUAGAAACUAUCCCAAAGCCUUGGCAUAUGACGGCGAGCAGCUGUAUUUUCAUCGUUAGUACGUGAUUACGGACUGCAAUUUGGACCGCCUGUGCCUAGUUUAGGGGACAAGACUUAUUCAGUACGUUGAGUGCUAUCUGGGUACAGAUGUCGAGGGUAGACAUGGUACUGUUUUUGUUUGAAGGAGUGUUGAAAAUACGAAUACUGAAUUGCCUGUACGUGUGCAACCAUGAUUAAAUGACAAUGUAGCAAUGCUAGAGAAAUGUGGGGACUCUUGGGUCGAUCGUGCAUGGACAAAUAAUGAUACAGCAGCGGCCAUGAUUAAGGUAUCUGGGGAUCAUGCAGAACGUGAGAUACCACCAAACCGGAAUAUGUACUUUAGGGUUCUUGCUGUUAUAUCCAUUUUAUUUUCCCAAUAGCCGCGAAGUAAUUUAUGUGCUAGUCAAUGUGCGGACUAUGGUGCUAGUAUCAUUGAAAAUAAAGUCAAAGCC
This is a messenger RNA of Sphaeroforma arctica JP610, 2098 nucleotides long. RefSeq lists its product as hypothetical. The transcript has 7 exons. The record is from RefSeq and is a predicted model, not a curated record. Bases 207 to 1001 code for a protein of 264 amino acids. Lineage: Eukaryota; Ichthyosporea; Ichthyophonida.